Molecule: messenger RNA, 1167 nt
Organism: Batrachochytrium dendrobatidis JAM81
Lineage: Eukaryota; Fungi; Chytridiomycota; Chytridiomycetes; Rhizophydiales
Exons: 5
Coding region: 1-1167 (388 amino acids)
Biological process (GO): transcription elongation by RNA polymerase II; regulation of DNA-templated transcription
Cellular component (GO): super elongation complex
Molecular function (GO): transcription elongation factor activity
Source: RefSeq, a predicted model, not a curated record
AUGUCAGAUGCCAGCGUCAAUGCAAGAGUGCCUGUGCGACUGGGACAGACUUUCUUGGAAAGUGCCUGCGGAGGGUCUUCCACAAGUCGCUCAGAGGGUUUUGUGGCUUCUGCAUCUAAUCCUAAACCACUUUAUGCUUACCAUACUCUGAAAUACUUGCUACGGCCUGAUCAUGUCGAUUAUUCUAAACCUGGCGUGCUUGCAAAAGAGGCAGAUAACCAGAACUGGACGGUUACAUUGCCUGGUCUGCAGCCAAGUGAGCCAAACCAGCAAUUCACUUCUCCACUUGUAUCCUCUAAAGAGGUCGAGUGUAUCUUAAUAUACGAUCCUGAAACAAAGAGUUAUGUUCUCGAGCAUAUCAAUUCGAAUUUCAAUUUAAAUCCACAGCGUAGAUCUGCUCAAUCGUCUUUGGCCGCACAUGGCGUUACUACUGCAGCAGUAACAAACAUCAACGAUGCUGAAAAAAGUCCUCCUCAAACGAUAUCCCGCACUGCUGACUCAAAUUCAAGUCAGCCAACCAUUAAUACACACCCGCAUUCCAUCUCUAAUAUUAAUUCUCAUACUGGCACAAAAAAGAAUACUGGCCCGCGAAUUAAACUUCAAACUAUUCCAAGAUCUGCAGUGCAGCCAUUGAGUGCAGAGCCCAGACCGGCUUUUGGAGCUAGUAUUAAAAAAGUCGUGUCUAACAAGUCCAAUCCAGAAAUUGAUAAGCAUAGUAUUGACUCUUCAAAACCCAAACCUGCUGAACCUCAACCAUACAUAUCAUCAAUCAAGGUUCCUCCGCCAGCCAUUCCAGAACCUGUUGUUGAUUCAAAAACACUCGAUCCGGUUUUGUCUGACUCACUCGAGGACGAAUAUGGCAUAGAUAUGUAUAUGGACGAGGCUUUGCAAAGCCCCAUGGCUGAUUUUAUCAUGGAUGAUCAAUUAGCUAGUCAUGAAGAUCCUCAUAUAGCUUCCAAUGCCGAUACUGUCAAGUCUACCGACUGGGAAGAAGUGGGAAGUCAUCCUAUCAAGGAGUUAUAUAGCAAUGAUUGCAAUUCUCAGCCAGAUAUUUUUGAAGUAAAUACGCCGAAUUUGACUCGUCCAUCUGGACCUAUUUCACUGUCUGCUGCAAUCGACGGAAAUAAUCAAAGCUCGAGUGAUGAGGGCUCUUCAGCAGAAGAUUGA